Molecule: messenger RNA, 1973 nt
Organism: Vitis vinifera (wine grape)
Lineage: Eukaryota; Viridiplantae; Streptophyta; Magnoliopsida; Vitales; Vitaceae
Product: probable serine/threonine-protein kinase At1g01540
Exons: 7
Coding region: 255-1649 (464 amino acids)
Biological process (GO): protein phosphorylation
Molecular function (GO): protein kinase activity; ATP binding
Source: RefSeq, a predicted model, not a curated record
AAUGUGGAGGCUGAAAGUGGAGCCCCUUGGAGGGUGACCCACAAAGUGGGGGUCAUCCUAUUCAAGGAGUCCCAUCAUGACAGCUGCUACUUUCUUGAUCACUCUCGUCUUCUCACUCACUUUGCUUCCGUUGCUCUUAAUUCUUCACCAAUCACUAGCUUGUUGCCUGUAUAUAUGGGCUUGUCUGCGCAUUGAUUUAUUCAUCCAAUGUGUGUGAAUCCAAUUGUGGGUUUUCCUUCCAGAGAUCAGUAUCAAUGUCCGAUCACAGAACUACGCUCAUGAACGAUCAGCUCUCCAAACCCACUUCCAUAUUUGGUCUUCGCUUGUGGGUGGUUUUGGGUGUUUGUGUCGGAGCUGCCUUUGUGCUUCUUCUCUUCCUAAUCUCGCUCUGGCUCACAUCAAAACGGAACAACUCUUCCAAAAUCAGGCCGUCUCAGAAGCCCACGAUCCCAGCUGUGUCCAAAGAGAUCCAGGAAAUCAGAAUUGACCAUGGCCACCGAAGCCAGAUUCAGGCCGACCCAUUUCCCGAAUCGGAUCAAUUGGCCGGAAUAGAAGGGCAGGCAUUGCUUCUUCCACCGGGAGAGGAAAGUCCAGGUGGGGUUCACAGGAUUCACAUCGAGCUUGGAAAGGACCAUAGAAUUUCUUACCCCGAGCGCGUAGUGAGUGGGGAGGCUCGGGCAGUUGAACAGGCCUCCAUAGUUGCUCCCGAAGUUUCGCAUUUGGGGUGGGGCCAUUGGUAUACCUUGAGAGAGCUCGAGGCUUCCACGAAUGCGUUUGCCGACGACCACGUUAUUGGGGAAGGUGGGUAUGGGAUUGUUUACCAUGGUGUCUUGGAGGAUAACACACAGGUUGCUGUCAAGAACUUGCUCAAUAAUAGGGGACAAGCUGAGAAGGAGUUUAAGGUUGAAGUAGAAGCAAUUGGACGAGUUCGACAUAAAAAUUUAGUGAGAUUGCUUGGUUACUGUGCGGAAGGAGCUCAUAGGAUGCUUGUGUAUGAGUAUGUAAAUAAUGGGAAUUUGGAGCAGUGGCUUCAUGGUGAUGUAGGGCCUCGAAGUCCUCUUACUUGGGAGAUUCGAAUGAAUAUAAUCCUGGGAACUGCAAAAGGGUUAACUUAUCUUCAUGAGGGACUUGAACCCAAAGUUGUUCACCGUGAUAUAAAAUCGAGCAACAUUUUACUUGAUAAGCAGUGGAAUCCCAAGGUUUCAGACUUUGGCCUUGCCAAGCUCCUUGGCUCAGAGCACAGCUAUGUAACAACCCGAGUGAUGGGAACAUUUGGCUAUGUAGCUCCUGAAUAUGCAAGUACAGGCAUGUUGAAUGAAAGAAGUGAUGUGUAUAGUUUUGGGAUUCUUAUCAUGGAAAUAAUUUCUGGGAGGAAUCCAGUCGACUAUAGCCGCCCUCCAGAAGAGGUGAACUUAGUUGACUGGCUUAAGAGGAUGGUUACCAGCAGGAAUCCAGAGGGAGUUUUGGAUCCAAAGAUACCUGAGAAGCCGACUUCAAGGGCCUUGAAGCGGGCUCUUCUCGUAGCUCUGCGCUGUGUUGAUCCAAACUCACAGAAGCGGCCAAAAAUGGGUCAUGUUAUACAUAUGCUUGAAGCUGAAGAAUCCCCCUUCAGAGAUAGCAGGGAGAGAUUCAGUACGUGCACAUCGUGACAGCCCAAGGAAUGGAUUGAUGGAGAAGCGAGUCACAGAAUCAGGGGAUAGUAGUGGGUAUGAAAGUGGGGCUCAUGCCAAUAGACAAAGGUGGAGACAAGAAGAAAGCCAAGCAGAAAAGCAGUGAAAAUUUGCAGAGCUCGUUUACUAGGUGAAUUGGAUAUCUUAUAUUGCUUGUCUCUCCAUCUAGAAGCUGACUAAAGCAAGUACCAUUUUAGUUUUACCGGUAUAUGUGGCUUUCACGAAUGUUGAUCUAUAUUAUUUGUCGCUUCUGUAUCUUGUAGUUCCACAUUUUACAUAAUUUAUCAUAAAUGAUUUAGUUUA